This is a messenger RNA of Entamoeba invadens IP1, 1674 nucleotides long. RefSeq lists its product as hypothetical. The transcript has a single exon. The record is from RefSeq and is a predicted model, not a curated record. NCBI's taxonomy places the organism in Eukaryota, Evosea, Mastigamoebida, Endamoebidae. Gene Ontology annotation, biological process: regulation of ARF protein signal transduction. Gene Ontology annotation, molecular function: guanyl-nucleotide exchange factor activity. Bases 1 to 1674 code for a protein of 557 amino acids.
AUGAAUCUGCAAGCUUUUGAGAGUUUAGACUCUGUGCCGAUAGUGAGAUACUCGAAAAGCGAAUUUGAACAUUUGAGAGACUUGUCAAUAGCAAUUAACAGUGAGAUGACACUCAAGCUUCUCACAAACAUUACAGAAAAAUUGAAGAUCACAUCCCCAAGCGACAUUCUACACAACGAAUCCAUCGCCAUUGAAUGUUUGUCAACAUAUGUGAUGGUCCUUACAUCCGAAAAAGACAGUGGCAUUGUCAUUCACAUCAUGCAAAGUCUUCGAGUUAUUUUAAGUGUAUUACCUCGUUACAAAUACUUAGACUUCAUUAGCACACUACUCUCAACAUUAAACAAACUGGGCCUUGUAACCGACAACCGUGUGUUAUUUGAAAGAGUUCUGCUUGAACGAGAGUGUGUUUCGAUGCUUCAAAUACAAGGAAAUGGCCCUUUACUACUUCGGUCGAUGAAUGGGAUGGUUCAAAUCAUUACAUAUUCCGAAGAAACAAAACAAGUGAUAUUAGGAGAAGCUGCUUGUGAUAGCUUUACAGCGUCGUGGUUGUGUGUUUUGAAACAAGUUGACAGCAACUCGGAGAAGGUAGUUGUCAUUAUGUUGCGCUCCCUCUGUGAAAUUUUUUCGAAGAAAGCGUGCACCACAUUGCGUCGAGCCGCUCUUGGUAUUAUUCGGAGUGCGGUGCAAUAUAAAAAUGUGAGGCAAUGCCCUAUAGUGCUUGAAAUUAUCAACCAUCAAAUCUUCGGAUCGAUACUCAAGUUUCUUCAAAUUCCAUCAUUACUGACAUUACCAAUAGCAACUGAUGUUUUGGUCACUUUAAAUUGCUUGGUUGGAGAGUUGUAUGAUUACUUAGGAAGAGGGCUUGAGGCUUACAUUUGUUUUUUGGUGCAAUGUGUCAUCUCAACAGCAGGGAAAUAUGAGGAACACGUGAAAAACACGAGCAACACUACGGAAGUGUUUGGGAUGCUUAUGCAGUGUCUUGUUGAUUUCUGUGCAAUACCAAAUAUCGCGUGUUGGUGUUUCUACAACUUCGACUUGAUGCCAUCCCGACUGUCUGUGUUGACGUUAUUGAUCUCUUCAUUUGAACUCAUUGUGGAGAUCCCAAAGUUGAAUUCGGCGAAACAACUGUUGGCGAUGAUGCUUCAAUUGCUUUCAUUUAAUUCCAUUGAAGGCGUGAAUGACUCUGAAGAAUUAAAAAUACCAGAAAAACUCAAAUUGAAGCAAAAAGUCGAGAAGAUCGCCGAGAAGUCGAAUGGCUCAAUUGAAAAGGCAAUGAAACAAUAUGAAGAAGAGGGGUAUGGGGUGUGUCCAAGUGUUGUCGAUUUGCUCAGAAACAUCAAUGGAAUCAACAAAACAGUUUUGACGAGUUAUUUACUCAAACGGAUGAAGGACAACCCAUCAGAACUGAAGGAAGUGAUUGGAUUAGUAGAAAUGGAAGGAAAGAGUUUAAUGGAAGCAUUUUGGUUGUUUACUGAACAAAUUCAAUUGCCAGAAGCUGUUUCUGAGAAACAAGCAUUCAUUCGAGUAUUUUCUGAGUUGUACUUAGAGAAGAACAAACAAGAGGAGUCUCUAGAAACUAUCGAUGGCUUAGUGUUCUUGAUGAGAACGGCUUGUGUCACCAAUUACUGUAUCUUUACGGAGUCUGUUUGUUAUCUUUUAGAACUAUAUGUUUAA